CUCAAACUCAGUUUAGAAAUUAUUCCAAACCGCACAAAAACCAGCUAUCACGAAAGUCAACUCCCACUCGUACCAACGCCAUCUUCCCAUCGACGUAACGAAAUACGAUUGCGAACAUGGCUUCUAAGAACAGAGACUGGGCCGACGACGACGAAGGCGACGACGUCGUAGUGGAGCUUCCCCCCCCUCAAACCAUCCAAAACAAAGACGGAACCAAGACGACCAUCACGUACCGCUACAACGAGAACGGGCAGAAAGUAAAAACUACCCGACGGAUCCGCCUCGUGACGCACCGCGAGGUCGUCAACCCGCGCGUGGCAGAGCGCAAGACAUGGGCGAAGUUCGGGCUCAGCGAGAAGGAUAGCGCGGGCCCGCAGAUGGACACGACGUCGGUGGGCGAGAACAUCAUCUUCCGGCUCAGCACGAACUGGAAGAAGGACACGAAGGACGAGUCCAAGGACGCGAAUGCCAACGCCAUGAAGGAGAAGCUCAAGGAUAAGACUGUCAAGUGCCGUAUUUGUAACGGCGAGCAUUUCACCGCUAGGUGUCCGUAUAAGGAUACUAUGGCCCCCGUUGGCGCGGAGGGCGCGGCUGCGGAUGUCGCGGCGGGUAUGGGUGAUGAGGCUGCGGCGCAGGGUACGCCUGGAGCCGGGAAGAAGGGCAGUUAUGUUCCCCCUGCGCUUAGGGGCGAUCGCGGUGCGGCGGGUGGUGAGAGGAUGGGUGGUAGCAAGUAUGGAGAGCGUGACGACUUUGCUACUUUGCGUGUGACGAACGUCUCCGAAAUGGCAGAAGAAAACGAACUGCGCGACAUGUUCGAGCGGUUCGGCCGCGUCACGCGCGUGUUUCUGGCCAAGGACCGCGAGACGGGCCUCGCGAAGGGGUUCGCGUUCAUCAGCUUCGCGGACCGCGGCGACGCUGUCAAGGCUUGCAGCAAGAUGGACGGCUAUGGUUUCAAGCAUCUCAUCUUGCGCGUCGAGUUUGCUAAGAAGGCUGCUUGAUCGUGUUGCUGCUUCGUCGUGGAAAGGGGGCUUGCUACCUGGUUUGCAUAGUCUACCAUUGAUGCGGCUUGGUGGUAGUGGAUGGGAUGAGGUUAUGGAUGAAUGAAUGGCAUUGAACUCGGUUUUGCUACGUGGCUAUGGCAUGUGAGCAGAUGGGUAGACUGGGAUAAAAUGGACUCGGUUUUAUUUGAAUUCUACGGCCUUUGUGACCUGAAUUUCGUGAAGUGAGUGUCUUUUUUUCCUUGAUGAGUCUGGUCCCGUGAAUGGCUUAUGGUCUGGCUUAUGGCUAUUAAAAGCCACAUAUCCAAUCUCUUUCUAUGAUACUGCUCUGUCGCCCUACUCCCCUACCCUAUUCCCUUCUUCAACAACUGCUAUGCAGACCGGAUGUCCAUUUUACUAAGGAAUAUGACUGUUGUCUUUCCUAAAAUAUCAAGACUUGCCUUGUUUAAUACGGACCUAUCCAGACAGCAUGUGUAUUAUACUAGGUACCUUUCUCUUAACUGUCGUGUCUUAUAACCAUAGCCCAACCCAUUAAAACCCAAGGAUCACCCUUUUUAUCAC
Molecule: messenger RNA, 1559 nt
Organism: Annulohypoxylon maeteangense
Lineage: Eukaryota; Fungi; Ascomycota; Sordariomycetes; Xylariales; Hypoxylaceae
Product: eukaryotic translation initiation factor 3 subunit-like protein
Exons: 3
Coding region: 117-998 (293 amino acids)
Cellular component (GO): cytoplasm; eukaryotic translation initiation factor 3 complex
Molecular function (GO): RNA binding; translation initiation factor activity
Source: RefSeq, a predicted model, not a curated record